Penicillium angulare is the source of this 1869-nucleotide messenger RNA. RefSeq lists its product as uncharacterized. The transcript has a single exon. The coding region runs from base 1 to 1869 and encodes 622 amino acids. NCBI's taxonomy places the organism in Eukaryota, Fungi, Ascomycota, Eurotiomycetes, Eurotiales, Aspergillaceae. The record is from RefSeq and is a predicted model, not a curated record.
AUGAGUAUGGACGCUGGCGGUCUUGCUCAAAUGACGUACAACAAUUCUUUCAAUAAUGGCAGUUCCCUCGGGGUUCCUGGCUCUGGCUUUGCUUCCCGGGGAAAAGGCUCACACAUCAAGCGCUUGAGUGUUCCUCCUCAGGUCGCGACCAUUGAUGAGUCUCAGGCAUCCACCUCGGUCGCCACCCCACGUACAAGCCGGUCGCAUCUUCUCGCUGGUCUUCGCACGGCACCCCGAUCUGCAACAAUUCCCUCUCAACAGCAACGCACCGCUAUGGACAGUCUUCGAAUGCCGACCCACCGCGAGUCCGACCGUGUUCCUCAAACCGCUACGGGAGCUGGAUUCCCGCAGCACACCUACGCUUCGCAUAAUGGAUCGCAUUCGCAGCAGUACCAGCACCAGCACCAGCACCAGCACCAACAUCAUCAGCAUCAGCAUCAGCAUCAGAACCAGCACCAAAACCAGCAUCAGCAUCAGCAUCAGCAUCAACAUCAACAUCAACAUCAGAGGCAGCAACGUCAGCCUCAGCAUCGGAAUCAGAACCAGAGCCAAAACCCGAACCGCCCCGUGUAUACUAUGCCGGAACAAGUGCUUGCACCCCCAAUGCUUGACAUUGGUGGCGGUGAGGUGAUGGAUGAGAACCUUUACGCGGAGCUGAUGUCAACCAACCUGUUCCUUGCGGCACAGCAGCAGCGUCUUCAGCAACAGCUGAUCAGCGUCACAGCUGCAGCCCAGCAAUUCCAGGGUCUCAACCUGGGAAUGUCUCCUCAGCAACAGCAAUUGUCACAACAAAUGUCGCAGCAGAUGUCUCAGCUUCAGAUGGCGAGUAUGGGACUUUACCAGCAGCAACUUCAGCAAGGUGUUCAGCCAGUCGUGCAACCAGUUCCUGGUCAGCCUGGCCUGUACUCUGUCUUCAAUCCACUUACUGGUCAGCAAAGCUACCUUAUGGACAACGGCUCUCAGGAUGAUGGCUUGGCAGCCUACGGAGGAAACCAGUCUAUCGACACACAGGUGCCUCAAUUCCGUGCUGAGAUUUCCCCGCCUGCAGAUUCCGCUCCGUCGCAGAAUUACUUCUCCCAGCCAGUCUCUCCUCCAAGUGGUUCUCCUUCCCCACCCACUGAUUCAUCUGCGAGCGCUUUCCGUCGCAACCACCGCAAGACUCCAUCGUUCAACCCAGCUCUGAGAACCAACAUUGAUACAAGCAAAGCAAAUGCAGGAGCCGGUCCUCGAUCCGCUGUCUUCCCUCCUACCCCCGCCACUGGAACUUUCGGCCCUGGCCAGGCGCGUGCUGGAGAACACCCAAUCCGUCAGCCUCGUGGCCCUCCCUCGCUUGAGGAUCUUGUGGCCAAGCCGACUUCUAAGCAUGAGGGAAGCCAGAACUUUGCUACCCGCCAGCGACGUCGGGCAGUCCACAACCUGGUUCGUGCUGGAAUUGAGCGCCGUGGUGAUACUCGCAGCUUUGGCUACAACAGUAGCGGUGGCACCAACACUCCUGCCAGUGAGAAGGAGUUCACUUUCUCGGACGGUGACGAUGCAACUGUGCGUAGCGGCAGUCUCUCUAGCAAGCCUAGUCUAGGCAGCCUUCGUGCGGCUGCCAAUGGCGCCAUCGGCUCUGAGCGCAAGGAGAAGACCGGUCGCAAAUCGCUACCUGAGAGCCCCUUCACCAGUGUCUCCCCGACAAGCGAGGAUGGAUAUUUCUCAGCCAAGUUUGCCGAGGUUCGCGCUGAACAAGUCUCCUCUGGUGAAUCUUCUCCUUCUGUGGCGGCUGUUGUUGCUGGCCAGGCGCAGGAUGCCCAAGCUCCUGAGCGCCGCAAGACUCCAAUGCUUGUUUUGUCCAGUGCUGAAAAGCGCAAGACUCCCCUCAUGUAA